AUGCUGAAUUAUGAUGAAAUUCUGGGGAUAGCAUACUUGCAACUAACUGGACUUGGAUUCCUAGGGAAUUGUAUCCUCCUAUGCCUAAACACCAUUAAUUUCUUCAUUGAUCAUAAAACAAGACCUAAAAAACUACUUAUCAUUCAUUUGUCUUUUUCCAAUGCCAUGUUGCUUCUCUUUAGGGGAAUACCUACUGUGACAAGGCUUUGGAGGGUCAAAUGUUUCCUAAAUGACCUUGGGAUUGGUAUAAUAACAUACAUGCAGAUAAUAUCCCGGAGCCUUUCUCUGGCUAGCACCUGCCUCUUGAGUGCCUUCCAGGCCAUCACCAUUAGUCCCAAUGACUCCAGAUUGGCAGAGCUCAAAAUGAAAGCACCAAAGUGCAUCAUGCCAAACAUUCUUCUUUGCUGGGUUUUCUGCCUACUAUUACAUAUGAUUAUACUGCCAUACCAACCUGGUAAAAAGAACACUACAGACACUAAAGAUGGAUGUAACACUGGAAUUCGACCUCUAGAUAUGCAUAACAAAAAUCAUAUAAAACUUAUAAUCAUAGCAUGUAUGCAUCAUAUUUUGCUUUUGUGCCUCAUGACAUGUUUUAGUGUUUACAUGGUCCUAAUUCUACACAGGCACAAGAGACAUGUUCGUCAUAUUCAUAGUAAUAGUCUCUCCAUAAAAACAUCACCUGAAACCAGAGCCACCCAAACAAUUCUGAUUUUAGUGGGAACCUUUGUUUUGUUUAAUAUACUCAGUCCUGUUUUUAUUAUACAUAUGCUCUAUACUAAAUUCACAAACAAUUGGAUGAUACAUACCUCAGGCUUUCUCUCUCUGGGAUAUCCAACAAUCAGUCCUUUUAUUUUGAUCAACAUUGAAAAACAGAUCCCCAGGAUUUGUGUUCAAUAG
Monodelphis domestica (gray short-tailed opossum) is the source of this 897-nucleotide messenger RNA. RefSeq names its product vomeronasal 1 receptor monDomV1R1256. The record is from RefSeq and is marked provisional. Gene Ontology annotation, molecular function: pheromone receptor activity. Gene Ontology annotation, biological process: G protein-coupled receptor signaling pathway. Gene Ontology annotation, cellular component: membrane. NCBI's taxonomy places the organism in Eukaryota, Metazoa, Chordata, Mammalia, Didelphimorphia, Didelphidae.